Messenger RNA from Paramisgurnus dabryanus, 2400 nucleotides. RefSeq lists its product as uncharacterized. The record is from RefSeq and is a predicted model, not a curated record. NCBI's taxonomy places the organism in Eukaryota, Metazoa, Chordata, Actinopteri, Cypriniformes, Cobitidae.
UCAAUAGAACAGACGUGACCUGCACGCGCCUGCACCAGUAGUAGUAGUUUGAGGAGAGUUGACCAAGUAUCAGGUUGUAGGAAGAUAGUUUGUGAACAAUCAUGGUUGUAACGUGCAUCGCAAAGGGUUGUCAUAACAAGCCGAAUGUAUAUAGUGACGUCAUGUUUCACAGAAUUCCAACUUACCCCAAACGGCGGAAAGCUUGGUUAGCUGCUUUAAACAUGGAUACAACGAAACCGCUGAGGAUUCUGAAGAAGUGGCGUGUUUGCUCCGACCAUUUCACACCGGAGGACUAUACCGACACCGGAUUUCGCCUAAAGGAUACGGCCACACCGACAAUACUUCAAUCGCGAACACAUCAAAUUGGAUCAUCACCGAAAACUGAAACAAACUACAUUGAAGUUACUGUGAUGGAUACGAGUGCAACAUCGGUGUUUGAUGUCAGCAUGACCUCAGAGCCUGCUGUCAAUCCCACAAACACCAGCUUUAUGCCAUAUUCCAAUCCCUCCACCACCACCGGAAGUUCCUCAAGCCUGUCUGGACAACCCGGAGGAUGGAAGGAGAGGAAGUGGAUUGUAAAUGAGUCCAAACUCAUGGAACUCUUUCUGAAAUGUACAACCUGUGGUGCUGCGAUGUGUGACCUGAACAAGACAAUUACACAGUUCGGCAGUGGAAUCAAUAUAAGUUGGCAAUGUAGCAAUGGCCAUAUAGGACAAUGGGAAUCAUGUCCCAAUAUAUGUGGAAUGGCGGAAAAUAAUCUUCUCACAGCAGCUGCCACCCUCUUUACUGGAUCAACAUACACAGACAUAACUGAUUGGGCUGGACUUUUAAACCUGCAGUUGCCCCAGCAGGCAACUUUCCAAGACAUACAAGCAAGCUAUCUGUUCCCAGUGAUUGAGGAAUUAUAUACGCAACAGGAGAACAUAAUCAAAGCAAAAUUAAUUUGGGAAGGAGUGCAGCUACGUGGAGAUGGCAGCUCCGGACACUCCAGCAAAUACAACACGUAUUCUUUCAUGAACGAAUCCAAUAAACAGAUCGUGGCGUUUGAGCUGAUGCAGGUUUCCCAGGCCUCCAGUUCUGUCGCAGUGGAACCUUUGGCCUUCAAGAAAGGCCUGGAGAAGAUCCUGGAUGAGGGCAUUGAUGUAAAAGUGGUCACCACAGACCUGCAUCCAUCCAUAAGAAAAAUUAUGAGAGAAGAAUAUCCACAAAUCAUUCAUCAAUUUGAUCCGUUGCAUGUCACCAAAGAAUUUAAAAAAAAAAUGGUUGCAGCAUCCAACAGAAAGGAGUACAAGGAUCUUGCUCCUUGGGUCAGGAGUGUCAGCAACCACAUGUGGUGGAGCUGUUGCACCUCCAAAGGAGAUCCAAAGGAGCUGCUCAGACGAUGGAUGUCUCUCCAACACCACAUCACUGGGGUCCAUCGCUGGGAAGAAAAUGGAACUGAAUACAGAUGUUUCCAUAAGGACUUGUCAGCAGAGGAACAAAGAACGAAGAGGUGGCUAAAAGUCAAUUCCCCUGCCUUCAAAGCUCUUCAAGCAAUGAUUAUGGACAAACAUCUCCUAAAAGACCUACAACAGAUGACACUGUUCAAACACACCGGACAAAUUGAGGUGUUCCACGAUGCCCUUUUGAAGUACUGUCCAAAGCGACUACAUUUUCAAUACCCUUCAAUGAAGGCACGCACUAUGCUAGCCAUUAUGGAUCACAAUGAGAAUCACUCCACAAAGCGGGAACAGGCAACAACAGCAGCUGGCCUAAAAAGACACAAUGUUGUCUUUCAAAGACAGUCGAAGCAGUGGAUUGAACCAGUCUAUGUAGAGACGACUCAAAAAUUCAGAGAUGACCUCAUGGACAGAGUAAUCCAAAAAAGACUUGACCCCACAAUCAGAUUCAAAGACGCAUCAUCCCCUAUCAAAGUGCCUCGCCUAGCUGCCAACAUUGCAUUGCUACCAAAGCUCAUCAAAGAGGAGGUCAUACAAUAACACACCUCAAGAUUCAAAGGUCCAUCGGAGCCAUCUAGUUUACAGCUGACAUGAAAAGUAACCUGUGCCAUUGAAAAACCACAGGAGGGUACUUGUACUUGCAUAGUAAGUGUAGAAGGUACAUGUCAGUUAUUGUAAUAUUAUGAAGUUUUUAUAUUGUGAACUUUAUUAUCUAUUUUCCCUCCAUGUGACUUCACUUAUCUUUGAAAAAAUCUGAAAAAACACCUUUUGCCUGGAAAACACGUGACAUGGGAAUUCAUAUUGGAAUAAUUUGUUUUGAAAAAAAAGAUGUCAGUUAUUGCAGUAAUAUGAAUGCAAUCUUUUUAUUUAUAUAUUGUGAAAUAAAUUACGUAUUUUCCCCACUUUGUGACUUCACUUAUGUUUGAAUAAAUUUGACAAAACACCCGUUGCAUGGACAACA